Molecule: messenger RNA, 342 nt
Organism: Nezara viridula (southern green stink bug)
Lineage: Eukaryota; Metazoa; Arthropoda; Insecta; Hemiptera; Pentatomidae
Source: the annotation of a GenBank genome assembly
AUGCAGUUCGUUUAUUUUCUAGACUUCCUAAAAGGCCAACUUCUAACACUGACAAGCUCUAUUGGAGAUACAGAGUCCACUCUUCUUAAUCAGGUGGAGGAGCAUUGGCAACUGAUCGAACUGUGCCACGAUGUCAACGAGCUACUUCCUAAAAGGCCAGUUUCUAACAUUGACAAGCUCUAUUGGAGACACAGAGUCCACUCUUUUGAAUCAGGUGGAGGAGCAUUGGCAACUGGUCGAACUGUGCCACGAUGUCAACGAGCUGUAUUCCAAACAAUUGUUGUUUGGGAUGUUCAGGUUGUUCUUGAUCCUGACGGUGGACUCUUUUUACGUAAUUUAUAA